Messenger RNA from Budorcas taxicolor (takin), 1170 nucleotides. It is a transcript of the gene NSUN3, whose product is annotated as NOP2/Sun RNA methyltransferase 3. The transcript is spliced from 6 exons. The record is from RefSeq and is a predicted model, not a curated record. NCBI's taxonomy places the organism in Eukaryota, Metazoa, Chordata, Mammalia, Artiodactyla, Bovidae. Gene Ontology annotation, molecular function: methyltransferase activity. Gene Ontology annotation, biological process: rRNA methylation. Gene Ontology annotation, cellular component: mitochondrial large ribosomal subunit. The coding region runs from base 102 to 1118 and encodes 338 amino acids.
AGAGAAUUCCGGCGAACAUCCUAAGACUGGCUGUUCAUUUGUUCCCAGGAAGCUUUAGAUACCCUGUGGAAUUGAUUUCUUGUUUGAUCUCUCCUGACGGGAUGGUGUUAACCUUGCUGAAAGCAAAACCAGAGAGGAAGCUUGCAAAACAGAUUUGCAAAGUUGUAUUGGAUCAUUUUGAAAAGCAGUAUUCCAAAGAACUUGGAGAUGCAUGGAAUACAGUAAGGGACAUACUAACAUCUCCAUCUUGUUGGCAAUAUGCUGUUCUUCUUAACAGAUUCAAUUACCCUUUUGAACUGGAAAAGAAUUUACAUUUGAAGGGCUAUCACUCCCUCUUUCAAGGAUCUUUACCCUACUAUCCUCAGUCAAUGAAAUGUUACCUUAGCAGAACUCCUCACAGAAUGCCUUCAGAAAGACACCAAAUUGGAAACCUAAAACAAUACUAUCUCCUGAAUGCUGCCUCCCUUCUCCCAGUACUGGCUCUGGAAUUGAGGGAUGGGGAGAAGGUUCUGGAUCUGUGUGCUGCCCCUGGAGGGAAAUCUCUAGCUUUGCUGCAGUGCGCUUAUCCAGGUUAUCUUCAUUGUAAUGAAUACGAUAGUCUGAGAUUGAGGUGGCUGAGGCAGACGUUAGAAUCUUUCAUCCCACAGCCUUUGGUAAAUGUAAUUAAAGUGUCUGAAUUGGAUGGCAGAGAAAUGGGAGAUGCCCAGCCUGAAACCUUUGACAAGGUGUUAGUUGAUGCUCCAUGUUCAAAUGAUCGAAGUUGGUUGUUCGCUUCUGAUUCUCAGAAGGCUGCCUGUAGGAUAAGCCAGAGGAGAAAUUUGCCUCUUCUACAGAUAGAACUCUUAAGGUCUGCAAUUAAGGCCUUACGUCCUGGAGGGCUGCUUGUAUACUCUACGUGCACACUUUCCAAGGCAGAAAAUCAAGAUGUGAUCAGUGAAGUUUUAAACUCCUACAGUAACAUCAUGCCUGUGGACAUUAAGGAAAUGGCAAGGGCUUGCUCCCACGACUUCACAUUUGCUCCCACUGGCCAGGAAUGUGGGCUCUUGGUGAUUCCAGAUAAGGGUAAAGCCUGGGGCCCAAUGUAUUUUGCGAAAUUGAAAAAAUCAUGGACAACUUGAAAUUGGAGAUAUGCCUUUUGUGAACCAUUACAUUGAUAAGACAUGCCUGUAU